Cladophialophora immunda is the source of this 1734-nucleotide messenger RNA. RefSeq lists its product as uncharacterized. Lineage: Eukaryota; Fungi; Ascomycota; Eurotiomycetes; Chaetothyriales; Herpotrichiellaceae. Bases 368 to 1561 code for a protein of 397 amino acids. The record is from RefSeq and is a predicted model, not a curated record. The transcript has a single exon.
GAGAGAUUCGACUGUUUACCCCUGGCUUGCACCACCGCACAACUCUGUUAUUCAGCCCAGCAGCGCCAGCAUAGCUCCCAUAACGUAACGAGAACUGCGCCAUGGCGGAGGUUGCGACCAUUUCUUGUCCAAAGUUCCCCGAUCUAUGCGCCAGCAUACGGUCCUGGACAAUGCCCGCCAUGGCAGCUGAAAUGUCGCUGUGAUGGUGCACCUGCUAGGACGUCAUCGUCCAGAAAGCCGGCCUUGAGCGGGCAUUGCUUCUCUCUACAUCUAUAUAAACCGCUUGUCUCGCUGCCGCUGUUCGAUCGGAGACACAAUCCAAAUUCCCGCAUAGUUUUACCCUGAUCCUGCUCCCGCACGCUUUAAAAUGGCCGCCACCUUUGUCAUAGCCUUGUUGGCGCUCUCCCCGAUUGCCUCAGCGUCUCCUGUCAAGGCUGCGCAGAGAACCCACGGGUACUGCAAGCAAUUGAAUAUCCCGGUGUUCGCUUCCGCAGACAGCGCGACCUACGACAUCCGAAGGGUGGACAGUAAUAUCGAAGCACGAGCAUGGGCGAUCUACGGAGACACCUGGAGCACUCCCCAGGGUGCACAGACCGUUGUCAAAAACACCACGACCGCUGAGACCUUCAAUAUCCAUGCCCAGCUGUGUAUCCCCAAAGCCCCCGGGGCGAAAAAGGACAUUCUGCAGAUCGCGACUCACGGCGCGCAUUAUGAUGGAAGAUAUUGGGAUCCUGAGCUCGACCGGGAGAAUCAGUCUUACGUCGAGGCGUCGCUCAAAGCAGGAUAUUCCAUCCUCACGUACGACCGUCUAGGAGCUGGUCAAUCCGACCACCCUGACGCGUACAACGUGGUGCAAGCUCCGCUCGAGCUCGAGAUCCUUCGACAGCUGACCUUGAUGGCACGCAACGGAACCAUCUACAGCCUCGCCGCGAAGGCACAACCGGUCACUGCACAAUUCAACUCGUUGGCAAAACCGAACCAGAUUGUCCAUGUCGGCCACAGCUUCGGAUCGUUCCUCACCUCCGCCUUGAUUGCCCAGUAUCCCACGCUGACCGACGGAGUCAUCAUCACUGGCUACUUUUACGGCAAAUACCUGGCCGCGCCCGGGAUGGCUUCGUGGGGCGUGGACUUUGCUGCCACGGCUUCUCCUCCUUUCGACCGACCGAGUGGCUACGUUGUGUGCCAGAAGAGCGGCAUUCAGAAUCUCUUCUUCGGCGGCAAUCCCGCCACCGCGUUCACCAAGGAGAUGCUCGACUACGGCGAUUCUCUCAAGCAGCCCGUGCCCGUCGCCGAGCUCGCCUCGGCCUUCCACAUCAUUGGGCAAAAGGGCCUGGGCCUGAAAGCGCCGGUUCAGUUCUUCUUGGCCGAGUUCGACUUCUACAUCUGCGACGGUGACUGCAAGGGCGCGUACGACCCGCAGGACUUGAAGGAUACCUACCCCAAUGCCGCAGUUGUGGAGGACUAUAUCCAGCCCAACACUGGCCACGCCUUCCCGCUCCACAACAAUGCCACUGCUGGCUACCAAGUCAUGUUCGAUUUCCUAGAGAGGAAUGGGCUGUAAUGGGCUGUAACGUGCUGAGAUCCACUGCAACAAACAACAACCACAACCACAACCACGGGCGUACUUUGUGAGGAUUGACCUAUCGGGGCACCUGGCCCCAAAAUAAUAGACUGCAAGCAUUUUUCUUCUGUAGCACACUAGUUAGAUAAUAUGGAAAGUUUCUUACAAAUGAA